CUCCGAGCAGCCAGCCCAAAGAGCGAUGAGCAAGGCAGGGGGCAACGCCGGCGCGGCGGCGGGGCCGACGGCGGCGGCCGCGGCGGCCGCGGUGCAGAAGCAGAAGACGCUCCUGCAGAAGGCCGACGCCGACGUCUCCAGUCUCGUCGACAACUUCUCCGCCCUCAUCAACAUCGCGCGCGUCAACGACCCGCCCGUGCGCAACUCGCAGGAGGCCUUCCAGAUGGACAUGCGCGGCGCUCGCAUGGUGCAUUCAGCAGAUUCUCUGUUGAAACUAGUUUCAGAGCUUAAGAGGACAGCUAUCUUUUCUGGGCUUGCUUCAUUAACUGAAAAUGUGGAUAGGCGGAUUGAGGUCCUUAGUCAGCAAGCUGAGGGAACAGAGAGGAUGCUGGAGAGAAUUGGACAGGAGGCAGCCGGAAGCCUCAAGGAGUUGGAGGCCCAUUACUACUCAUCUGUUGUGCGGACACCACCCUAUGAAUGAGGAGUAUCCCUUCUGAACAGGGUGGACUUGCAGUAGCGACAAUGACAUGUUCAGUGUAUCUUGUGUAAAAUCACAUUAAGUUAUUGAGUCAAGAACAAAGUUGCUAAUUUUUCCAA
This is a messenger RNA of Oryza brachyantha (malo sina), 597 nucleotides long. Its product is annotated as mediator of RNA polymerase II transcription subunit 22a-like. NCBI's taxonomy places the organism in Eukaryota, Viridiplantae, Streptophyta, Magnoliopsida, Poales, Poaceae. The transcript is spliced from 4 exons. Gene Ontology annotation, molecular function: transcription coregulator activity. Gene Ontology annotation, biological process: regulation of transcription by RNA polymerase II. The record is from RefSeq and is a predicted model, not a curated record. Bases 26 to 481 code for a protein of 151 amino acids. Gene Ontology annotation, cellular component: mediator complex.